Penicillium riverlandense is the source of this 483-nucleotide messenger RNA. RefSeq names its product tubulin-binding prefolding complex subunit YKE2. Lineage: Eukaryota; Fungi; Ascomycota; Eurotiomycetes; Eurotiales; Aspergillaceae. The transcript has 5 exons. The coding region runs from base 1 to 483 and encodes 160 amino acids. Gene Ontology annotation, biological process: protein folding; chaperone-mediated protein complex assembly. Gene Ontology annotation, molecular function: protein-folding chaperone binding. The record is from RefSeq and is a predicted model, not a curated record. Gene Ontology annotation, cellular component: cytoplasm; prefoldin complex.
AUGAGUAAGGAAGUAAUCAGUGAUUUGGCGCGGGCGGGCAGACCAAGCAAGCCAGUGUCGUCAACGGGAUCGCCGCUUUUCCCUCCUCCCACCACCAUUUACCCGCCAGGCACCAUGGACGCCCAGAAACAGCUGCAGGCCCUGUCCGACGAAUUCCAGCAGCUGCAGACGGAACUCGAGGGCCUGGUCGACGCCCGCCAGAAGCUCGAAUCGCAGCAGCAGGAGAACCAGGGCGUGCAGAGCGAAUUCGCCCAGCUGGACGAUGAAUCCAGCGUCUACAAACUUGUUGGUCCCGUGUUAUUGAAACAAGACAAGAACGAGGCUGUCAUGGCUGUCAAUGGGCGGUUGGAGUUUAUUGAGAAGGAAAUCAAGCGCAUUGAGGGACAAAUCGAAGAGGUUGAGGAGAAGAGUGAGAAGAAGCGCUCUGAGGUCAUCCAAUUGCAAAGUCAGGCCCAACAGCAGGCUGCGAGUGCUCCUGCGUAG